Messenger RNA from Chara braunii, 3182 nucleotides. NCBI's taxonomy places the organism in Eukaryota, Viridiplantae, Streptophyta, Charophyceae, Charales, Characeae. The record is from the annotation of a GenBank genome assembly.
CGCAUUUCUGUUUGUGUGCAGUCCGUUCGCUACGAUGAAGUCAACCUAAGGUGCGAGGGGAAUGACUAAGGCGAGAAGCUCCGGGCAAGCCCGGACAGUAUCUUCUCGGGGGCAGCCAGCGUGCUCAGGAGGGGUUGUGCAACAGAGACAACCACGACAGUCUGACGUCUUUCCAGUUGCAGCGGGAGAGGAUGAUACUCCCCACUGCGGAGAAGGAGACGAUGUGGAAGUUUCCGAAGACGAAGGGGAGUACGGUGAAGAAGGUGAAGGAGAGGAAGAGGCAGGAAAUGAAGAGGAAGAAGAAGAGGAAGACGGAGAGGCAGGAGAAGAAGGAGCAGAAGACGAAGGACAAGCUGACGAAGAAGAAGAAGGAGAGGACGAGGAAGGAGGAGAAGAAGAACCAAUGGAGGAGGAGGGUUGUUGGAAGAGAGAGUUCCUCGAGUCGCGGCCUGUUCGCGUUGACUUCAAGUUGUUCUUCUGGGCCGUGUACAUCACAACUGGUCUUGCCUAUCUUCACGUGAAGACCAGCGACAGCGAGCAAGAAGCAGCAACUCAGACUCCGACGACCACGACGACCACGAAGACCGCGAAGGGUGCGAAGACGCAGUGCCGCAAAGAUGUGAUUUCUCCUCAAACCAUUGUGGAGUCUUCUGGUGGUUUGGAAAGGGGAUCGGGCACAAAGAAGGCCCCAAAGUGGAAAAAGAUGGCGUCGGGUCCGGGUAAGGGGAAGGCGGGCGAAGAGGGACUCCAGGUUCCCCAAGGUUUUGUGCCGACCGAGCGUGCGAAAGAUUUGACAAAGACUUGGGAGGAGCUGAAGAGUUUGAAGGAGAAGAAACUCUCGCACGAGUUCUUCUAUCUUCCAAUGAGCUGUUUGAAGAGGCCGCCCCUCGUAAAUGGGAAAAGACCGCUAGAGGUGCGAGAGCUAGACGAGGAUCAUGUGCAGUCCAUAAUGGACUCCAUGCUGAAACAUCCAACUGGGGAUCAUCUUCCCUUCGUCGGCCUCAUGGACCCUGGACAAGCCAGUCGGAAAGAAGAGGUGGAUCUGGCGACGCUGAGAAAUGACCACUACGACAUUUUUGUCCUUGGUGGCAACCACAGUCGGGAGGCUAGGGAACGGUUGUCUUGCAUGAACCCCGACAACGACGACUACAAGUGCAAUGUCUGCUACGUUUACGUUGGCCUCACGGUCGACGAGGCGAGGCAGGUUGCCCACAUGCACAACCUCGUCGCCGGCUACCACCGGGACUACAGCUUCAUCGAGAAGCUAAGGUGCCAGAAACUAAAGACGGCAGUGAAGAGCAUCCUCAAAUCGGAUCAGGAUUUGGAAUCGAGCGAGUCGGAGGGCGGAAAGAAAAGCCAGCGUGGGAAGAGGCUUGAAAGGGCAGCUGCGAAGGAGCAAGAGAUAGCGCUUUUGCACCCUCGGGUGCAAAUGCAGGGUAACAAAGUCCCCAUGGUCGCCGACGACUUGCCCUCGCAACAUUGGAUAGCCAUGGGAAGUAUGGCUCCAGAGCACGCCGUCCCUAUCCUCCUUGAGGUCAUUGCGAAGCAGAUCUCACUCAAGGAGAUGGAGAAGAAGUUCCAGCUUGUCAAACAAGUCGCGUACGUCCGCAUGGCCUUCGCAGUGGGGGUGGGUUGUGCUGACUUCAAGGAGGCCGAGAAACAGUAUCCUCUCCACACGAAGAAAGACAUGUUGGAGAAGUUCGCCGGUGGCGUCAGGAGGGGUCAGAAGAGUAUCCCCGCACUAGAUGGCCAUAUUAAAAGGGCUUUGGACUGGAAGAGUAAGGAGAGGAGACUGCAGGCAAAGGAGGCUCUUCACGCGUUCCGUUCGGCACCUCUCACGGAGCCCUUCGUCGACUGGACGGAGGUGAAACAUGAGAACGACGCGGCGGAAGUAAAGAUUAUCAACGGCGACAUGCGGCUGCUGUCAAAGCUGCAGACGGAGAAGCUGCCAAUUUCUCUGACGAUUUUUAACUUCCCUUACGGCUUCGCCCACGAGGGACAUGCGUCUGAUCAUGAGCCGUUUUCGAAGUCGGACGUUCUGGAGGUUCUUCAGAAUCUGAAGGAUGUGUCUAGUGCCCCCUUUUGGACAGUUGCGGGAUUCUGUUCAGUGGACAUGCUUCCUUCCAUUCGCUCCGCGUUUAGAGAAGUAUGCAAUGCAGGGCAGGAGCUUUUGACGUGGUGCAAGCCCAAUGUGACGAAUCCCGGUGGGCCUCGGCUUGUGAGUGCGACGGAAUACUGUGUGUUGGCCUACUACAGCCAGACUGGACAGCGCGAGAUGGCGCAUUACAACUUCGAUCCUACGGAUCCGCGUCACAACUUCCAGCUCUUUAAUGAUGUGACGCAGAAGUACCAGCACCCUGGCGGCGGUGUCCUCUGCCCGUACCAGAAGCCGUACAGUUUAUACUCCUGGCUUGUGAACAAAUUUUCUCCUGCAGGGGCCUGCAUUCUAGACGGUUUCUCCGGCUCCGGCACUGGCGCCAUUGCGUGCGUCAAGGCCAAUUGGAAUUGCCUCGUGGUGGAGAUAAACACAAAGUGCACGAAAGGCAUUGCGACGAGGCUUCUGACAGACAUCGACGGCACACUCGCUCGUGAAACGCCGAAGAGUAAACAGAAGGCAUCGCAGGGCAGCCCGACCUCGAAGCUGUCUGGGGACGCGGAAUCUGCCGGUAUUGAGCUCGUGGCCGACGGGAACACGGGCACCGCUGCAGGAGUGGCGCCGCUCGUCGGGCAGGGCGCACCGGUAAUUGCCGGGCCGUCUUGUGUGCAGAAGACUGUUUCUGGGCCAUUUUCUGAACCUGCUUCCGGGCCAUCUGCUGAGCCUGCUGAACAUGCUGCCGGGCAGGCUGGUGAGCGGCCAGAUGUUGCCAACGAGCCUGCUCCCGUGCCUGUUCCUAAGGCUGUUCCCGGUGCUGGACCUGAGGCUGAGACGCAACCUGUGGUUACGACUACUCCCGCUUCUACAGACUUUCAGCAGACUAUCCUGAGCCUCGCCUUGAGCCAGGAUUCGGACAGAACAACGGUUGGCGGCAGGAGGGGGCGCAAACGAAAGGGCGGUGGCGAAGAGGUAUCGAGUCCACCGGGGGGGGUAACGAAGGCCAACACUCGCUCACGAACUGCGAAGUGAGUGCGGUUGCAGCCCUGUGCCCACCUUGGCUGAGGGGACAGCGUUUCAUUUACAUAUA